Molecule: messenger RNA, 3738 nt
Organism: Lytechinus pictus (painted urchin)
Lineage: Eukaryota; Metazoa; Echinodermata; Echinoidea; Temnopleuroida; Toxopneustidae
Product: E3 ubiquitin-protein ligase TRIM71-like
Exons: 2
Coding region: 258-1415 (385 amino acids)
Biological process (GO): negative regulation of translation; proteasome-mediated ubiquitin-dependent protein catabolic process; protein polyubiquitination
Molecular function (GO): ubiquitin protein ligase activity; protein binding; translation repressor activity
Source: RefSeq, a predicted model, not a curated record
ACUUUUCUAAAGGCUUCAGCGGGGACCAUAUGGGGCCGGGGAAUUUGUAGGUUAUCCAGAUAUUGACCUACCAUGCGUGCUGAAGUUCAAAGUCUAGACUCUUCAUCACAUGCAUGCCCUUGACGUCUCUUAUCCCCUUCUAUAUCAGUAAUAGUAUUUCAGAUUAACUGUGCUUUCAAGACACAUCAACCAGUUUGAGAAAAGGGGUAACAACUUCGAAUUUGAUCGUAUAUACGGACCUAAGUCAGAGUGCAAUAAUGGCGUCAAGCAUGUCCUCUCCUGUCCCCGAUGCUUCGAAAUCAACAUUACAACUACCAGCAGCACACGCCACAGUUGGAUCCAAGGUAGAAGUCCAUUUAACCUUGCGUGGAAGCAGAGGGAAUCCAAUGGUUGGAACUGGUUUGAUGUCAUCUGUAGACGGGGUUCUUGAGUCACCCAACGGCCAAUGUUCUCAGCGUAUCCAGUUCCCUGACACAGUACCUGUUGGUGGUGUUUGUAAGGCCAUAGUCUGGCUUAACCAUGUAGGUGUCUAUCAGGUCCACGUGAAGAUCUGCGGCAGCGAAAUCAAGGGAAGUCCUGUCAAGAUAGUAUCAGGGGUCCGUGGUAACCUCUUAAAGACCUACAAACCGCCGAUGAACCAACCACACGAUAUCAUCAAGCAUGAUAACAUUUUUGUAGUUACGGACAAGUCCAACAACCAGGUUCAGGUUUUUGAUUCGGAAUUCCGCCCUGCCAACAAGUUCUGUUCGCCCGAAAGUACCGACAUGGGAAAGUUUGAUCCAUACGCCGUUGCCUGGACGGGGGAAACGUUCGUAGUCACUGAUCUCAACAAUCACUGUGUCGUCGAGUUCAAAAACUUUGUCCCGUUUCAGGUUUUUGGUAAGGAGACGCUUCAGAAACCUUGCGGGAUAGCAGUGGGUAGAGAUGGCUCUGUUUACGUGGCGGACUGUCAGAAGCACUGCAUCUUUCAAUUCGACAAACAUCGAGAAUGUACCUUCAUCAUUGGGGGACAAGGGUCAGCUCUGGGACAGCUCAGUGCUCCUUGGUUUCUGGCCAUGAACUCAAAAGGUAACCUGGUUGUGUCCGAGUUCAAGAACCGAAGGGUGCAGGUUUUUAAUCCGAAAAAGAGACAGCCAGUUCGCAUCAUUGACGUCAAACAUAACGGCAAGGCGUGGGACUGUCGUGGGCUUGCGUUGGACCAGAACGACAAUAUCUACGUGACUGUUCGGAGUGGUCUAAUGCGAGGAUGGAGUGCUGAGCGCGUUCUGGUUUACGCCCCAAAUGGAGAUUUCCUCGGAGCUUUCGGAGAAGGAUUCAAUUAUGCUCGCGGGAUUACCGUCACCCAAAAGGGUGAAAAGACACUUGCUUACGUAGUGGAUGGUGCUAAUCAUCGCAUCCUGGAGUAUGAAAUGUAAAAUAUAUUCAAUAUAGAAAUAUAUAACUACCAUCAUAGUCAAAACAAAUAAAUUAGCUACUUACAAUCAAUGCACUGGAUACGAAGUAAUAAUAAACUCGAAUAAGACCUUAAGAGCUAUUUCCAAAGAAUACAAAAACAGUUCUUUUUAUGAUCCUUCAAUCAAAGUUAUUUAUUUACCUUGUUUAAUUGUAUAAUAUUAUAUGGGAUAUUACACAAUAUUAUUUAUACUGACUUGUAUUACACUCUAUUAAGCACAAUGUUCCCACGAGCACUGUAUGCAAUGCCACACUAGUUUUGGAAUUACCUUUACUUUCUAUGGUCUGAAAGGUAUCAGGUUGCAAGGUGCUCCAAGACCAGAAAGGUGCACAGUUGCACUCUUUAAAGUACUCCAAAAGACCGUAAAGGUGCACAUUUUAAAGAUUAUCCAAGACCAGGAGAUGUAAAGUCGCACUUUGAAGGUGCUCAAAGACCAGAAAGAUUGGACCAUUUUUUUUACUCUUAUGUAAAUGGAAACCCCAUGUUAUGUACCUUUUAUUUCUUUCACAAUAAAAGAGGUGCAAUUUUGCACCCAAAAUAUCAAUCCUUUGGACGCAAACUUUAUUUUAAAGGUGCAAAGUUGCAUCUUUUAGGUUGCAAAUUGGCAUGCUGAUGCAAAAAGGUGCAGUUAUGUACCUUCGCUUACGAUGCAAGAUUGCACCGUUCCAUUAUUAUAUGAACCUUUCUUUAAAGUGUGUAGGCAUAUCAUAUUUCAUAAUUGGGCUGGCCUUUCAUCAUUUUUUUUUACAGGCCUACUACUAGAGUAGAUGAGAGGUGUUGAAUGGAGCCCCGCGGUAUAACAUUGUUAUUAUAUCACUAUAGGUCUGUUACCGAUUGGACCGGCUUUUAUGAUUAUUUUUUUGCUGAUAUAAGGGGCAGCUCUUUCUUAGGAUAAUGCAUAUUUAAUUUAAAUUGCCUAUACUAAAUUAACAAAAUCACUUAAUCAUUUAAGUAUGUACAGUUCAUAUUUCCGCUUCUUUCUCUAAUGUUUUAGAAAUCGCAUAUUUUCUACUCUUCAAAUAUAUUUUGAUAUCGCUUAUUUUAAGCACAUAUACAUAAUAUACAUGACUAUGGUUGACAUUUUAAUUGUGAUAUUUUACUGCUAAAUUCUCAAAUAAGCAGUUUUUUUGUAUAGGCCCCACUGCUAGAGUAGGUGAGAGGCGGUGAAUGGAACGCCAACGGUAGGCCUAUUUAUAUCACUAAAGGCUUGUCAUAUUUUAUAAGUUGCCCAUUGGACCGGCUUUUAUGGUUGUUUUGCUGAUAUUAUAUGGAUCUGCUCUUUCUUAGGGAAAUGCAUAUUGAAUUUAAAUUGCCUAUACUAAAUCAAUGAUAUAAUCACUUAAUCGUUAAUGUAUGUAGAUAUUUUCGCUUCCUUCUCUUGUGUUUUAGAAAUGGUAUCCAAAUGUUCUAUUCUCUCAAUAUUUUUGUGUAUAAUAACGCCCCUUUCUUUAUUUCGUUAUCGCUUAUUUAUUAUAAGUAAAUUGCUGUCUUUAAAGUAUAUGGUUGACAUUGUUUAAUUGUGAUAUUUUACAGCUAAAUACCCAAUAAGCAGCUUCAUUUCUAUAUCUGAAAUAGAUACAGUACGUAAAAUAUUAAGUACUAAUUUAUAUGGGACAAAAUGUAUGUAGCAAGACAACCAAAGAGAAAAAGGAGAAAAGGAAAAGAAAAAAAAAUUACAUAAUUGAUAUUAUUUUCUGCAUGUUCAAAUCUAUCACAAAAAUAAUAUGUUUGCUCGCAGUCUUCGCUCGCACGCAGCUUUUCAGAAUUGUUUCCUCAUUUACCAUGUUGUGCAGCCACAAAAUGUUUAGCUCCUUAUGCUAUCGAAUGUUACUAAGCUUUCGACAAAUCAAAGUUUUAUUUGCUCAGAAUAUGCGCCUUAUCUAUUGUCUGUUGACUGUUUAGUAGAAACAGGAAACUUUUGAAAACUUUUAUUUCUUCUAGUGAGUUUAAACCUUUCAAAGUAGCUUGUACAUCUAGAUAGUUCAAUAUUUUUAAGUAGGUCUUGAAAUUGAAAUGCUCUGUAUACAGUAUCUUUCAGUACUAUUACGUUACAUUGUUGCUGAUUCGUAAGUAUUGAAAUAUCUAUUCAUUAGUAUAGUUAUUGGUACUUUAUUGCAUUUAAAUGCGUUAUUAAAAAAAAAUCGCGACGCGAUACAAGUAAUAGAAAUCGAUAAAACCCAUUUAUUGUACACCAUCCGAUGGGAUUUUGACGAGCUUUGUUCUUGAAACUUUCCUCUGUAAUAUUUCUAAAAUUAUAUCAUAUUAAAGUAUUACGGUCGCACUCA